UAAAUUUAUUUGCCUUUGGCUGAUUAUUGUCUGUCUGUGGAAGAUGAACUCUGUUCAAGCCCAGCGACCAUCAUUCGCUGGAGCCCGUCCACCGGGUGGCCUGACACAGAAGGAUAAAUAUAUUGGUGCCCAGAAUACGGCACUCGAGAAUCGUACGGGUGUGGAUAUAGCCACAAGAUUUGGCGAUUCGCCUUCGGGACAGCAAACCGCAACGCCGAUCAUUACUUUACCCUUUGGAGCAUCACAAAAGCCACCAGUUGGAGUGCCAUUGGUUUUGCCCACCAACAGCUAUGUUCCCUUGGGCACAGGAAUUAAUGGAAAUUCAAUUGUUUCGGAUUUCGGUGUAGCCAAUCGUUUUGGUGCCGCGGACAAUAAUAAUUCUGGUGUAACAUUUGCCAGUUCAUUGACUCCGGGAGUUGUUGCCGUACCAGCAUUUUCUCGGCCUCUUGCUGCCGUUCCUGCUUCUGUUGCUCCUGCUCCAGCUCCUUCAGCUGCCCCUGCCCCUGCCAAUGCAUCUUCAUUUAGCAGUUCUUCUCCUGCCCAGCAAUUGCCCAUCGAUGCUCAUGGGGAUCGUGAAUUAAUCAAUCAUCUGAAUCAAUUGCCAGUGGAGCAACGUCCCUUCUGGCUGAUCAACUAUGAAGCUAUCGAAGCAUUAAGAAACAGCUCCCGACCAAAUGUUGGAGCUUUACAAACGAGAGGAUCAUUUUUUGGUCGUUGAUUUUAAUUGAAGGCGGCAAUGCAAUGCUAUCUAUACGCUUAAUAAUUUAUUUAUUCAAGAAUAUAUAUUAAAAACAAA
Messenger RNA from Drosophila willistoni, 796 nucleotides. RefSeq lists its product as uncharacterized. The coding region runs from base 44 to 718 and encodes 224 amino acids. Lineage: Eukaryota; Metazoa; Arthropoda; Insecta; Diptera; Drosophilidae. The record is from RefSeq and is a predicted model, not a curated record. The transcript has a single exon.